GAGAGUAAAGAUACAGAGCCUACUUCUACUUUGUGCUAAAAAUCAUGCUCAAGUUCAACGAAGGAAUAGUUACCCAACACUCACAAUCGACAGUACUAAUGGACCCGUCUACUCAACAACCUAGUAGUUCUUGAUACAACUUACUUAUUUCUAAAAUCGCGGUAGAACAACAACAAGAAUCGAAAAUGAGUUUUCCGAUCCGAGCUACGUGCUCCAUCUCUCCGAAGGGAAAACCGUGCGGCGGCGGAGAGGAGCAGGCGCCCGGCUGCACCGGUGUCGUCACUUUCGUGCAGUUAUGUUGAAUAGAAGGCAUGUUUGACUUUGAUCUUCGGAAUCGGAGGUGAAAACUACAAGAAAAAUUCGACUACAGAAGUGUUGACUUGGUCGACUGGUGGAUAUGCUGGAUAAAAUAUUGAUCUUACUUCACUUCUUAAUCAUCGGAGACAUGAAUACUGAUACAUAGAAGUGUUGAAAAAAUCGAUAGUGACAGAAACAAGUCAAAAUCACGUCUAAUACCUGAAUCCGAGGACAAGUGCGUGAUUACAUGUUAAGGCAACUAUCCACGUAUGCUUAAUAUGCUUUAGCCUCGCGGGAACCUUUAUCGGGUUGAGACGAGAAAGUAAACUGCGUCAUAGCAUCAGCAUGGUUUCUGUCUUGUUGACAAUAGUAGAUACUAAUAUUGGGUGAAGAUAUUAUGAAAAGAAAUGUGCAAAAAGUAAAAGGCGCACUUUUUCUCAAAAGUUGGAGUGUGUGUGUGCGUGCGUGCGUGUGUUUUUUGUUUCCGUCGCUGCCCGAGAACAUCCAAAAAAACGCUGCCACUGGAUAGACUCUGGCGAGGAUCUGGCGUAAGCGGAAACUUCUAUCUCGUCUAAUCUUCGGAUCUCAAGUUAUGGCUAGUUUUCGAGACCACAGCGCUAAUCAGACAUUUUGAAAUCAUGCAUAGAUAGGUAGAAAUCAUACAUUGAUAGGUAACGGACUUUCCGCUUUUAUUUGGUCCCUUUGUUAGGCAGAUAGCCGAAUAGAUUCACAGCAUCAAGUUCAAGGCCAGUUUUCGAAAGUGCAGCAAACAAGCCAGGUGGAGCCGGUUAUAGCUUGUACUUCCCACUCCUACAACAACCUCAUUUUCCACAUCCUCAUCUUCCACUUCCUCCAACAGUCCUCCUCUAAUCCUUGGAUGCGGAAAAGCGGGACUUCAUGGGUUCCAUAUUCACGAAAAAGCUGACUUUUCGAAUGGGUGUAUGUCGGCUGGACCCCAUUGGAAUCCUCAUGGUACUAAUUACUACUCUAUUUUUUAUUGUUUGUACUAGUGUACAUCGAUCAUCUUCAACAUUUUGCUCUUGCUCUUUUUACUCUUUUUGUGAAAGAGGAGCCUGAAGAGAAAAGAAUAUCAGCGUCUAUUUCGAUGGAAGUUUGGCUACUUUUGACUUUUAUCACCAUUAUCAAAUUCAAGAAUCAAGAACGGACAUCACACCCUGUUCGCCUCGCAUAGUACCAAUUGACUUUGAGACUCGUGUCCUGGAUGUAAAAAAAACAAAUAGUCUUCAACAUCAACUUCGUAGUUCGUAGUUCCUGCUCGAGGGGUCCUUAAAUAUGUUUACUUCAUGCCUCUAGCAAAAUAUAUUGAACAAUUUUUAUAGGUAAAAAUCACGGCGCACCUUCGGAUGAAGAUCGCCACGCUGGUGACAUGGGAAAUAUCACCGUGGAUGAGAACGGCGAGUCAAAAGGUUCCUUGACGGAUCAUCUGAUCAAUUACGGCAAUAUUUCUCUUGUCUUUCAUCUUCAGAAUGCCCUUACAAAAAAAAUAACAAUGUAUAUUACUCAAAGGUAUAUGAUGAUGGACCGAGAUCGUAGAUGUAGAUCGAAAUAACAAAAUGUAACUCGAUGCAGUCGAUGAGGUACCAGAAUCUCACCUCUCUCCUGCUCUCCUGUCUCUAAUCCGAAAUAUUUGGUGAAUUCACGGUCGUUGGUCGCAGCGUUAUGGUCCACGCUGACGAGGAUGAUUUGGGCAAGGGAGACCACAGUGAGCCUGGCACUAAUGGAAAGACCUCGCUGACCACCGGAAACGCAGGUGCGCGCAUCGGCUGCGGCGAGAUCAUAUUGUGCUAAGCUACAUGUACUUCUGUGCUAUACAUUUGGAUCACUCGUAGCAGUAACACGGAGUUGUAUCAUGCAACAGUAUGUAAUAAGUAGUAAACGGUAACAAGUAGUAUGACUAGCAACAGUAGAGCAAGUAGCAGUACUUAUGAUGCAAUUCUAAUUCCAUACAUCAGCUGAAGAAGUAAAAGGAGUAGGCUCUACUAGAAGCUACUAGUGCUAAAAUUUGUUUGAUUUUAUGGUGCGUUGUGCUUGUAGGUCGUUACCGAAGAUAUCGAUAUGCGUUAUCAUGUUGUUUCAUCUUCACAGAAAACACCUCUAGACUAGGCACAAUCAGCAUCAUCAUCAUCAUCAUCAUCAUCAUCAAUUUAACAUGUAGUAGAAUUUUUGUUGAUACCUCAUCAGAAAUGCUCAACGUCAAUACCACACACCCCCUCAACUCAACGUCAGGAUGCAAAGCAAGAUAUAAUCGGACCCACGAAGAUGUUAAAAACCGGAGAACAUCGUCGACACCCAUUGUGGGGCUCGAAUUUUGAUGAAACUGAUGAAGCCUCUUGUUCGUUUACUCCGCAAACAGAAACGCAUAUUGAGCUGCUGCAUUCAUAUACCAUUUGUGAAUCUUCUGCUCAGGAAAAUAACAAAGGAAACCAUAGAUAGCACUUAAUAGCACUUACAUGAUGAUGACAUUAGCAUUUAUUUUGGUGUGAGCUUUUCCCAGACUUUGAAGAUCCAAGUCCCUACGUCUAAAUUUAUGUCGAUAUCUAGUUGCACAGCCAAGCGGCCUGAGGCUUCGAGGAGUUAGGGGUAUUUUCUUAUAAAGAAUAUUCAAAGCUCUCUCACUUAUCUUUUUUGGGCAGCAACAUUCAUCUGCGUCUUCUAUCUAUCAAAAGCUUCAUUGCGUCGCUAUAGUCUCGAGAUCGCUCAUCAAUGUCAAAUCUCUCACCAUGUCAUGACUUGUACACUGUACAUCGCUACUGCUAGGAUGUCUAGCGCGACCACUGUUCCUACUAGAAGAGGACUCAACCUUCAUACGCAGAAGCAGCGAUCAGGAUCAUUCUCAAGCGAGUGAGAUGAACACGCUAUUAAAGAGCUUCUAUUGCUGAAGACUUAGAAUCUCCCACUGCUGCACUUACAAAUGCCUCCCUUGGCUCAAGGGGGGUAGCGUGACUGAAUUCCUAAUUGGUGACCAGAAAUUUUUUCUGAAAUCUCCAAAAAAAUCCAAAUAAAUGAAUGAAUGCAUGGAUGCGAUAUCACUGGUACUGCUGCUGACGUUUAUCCACGACUUGAGUUUACACUUCUUCCUUUCUUCCUCUUUUUUCUCUGCUUCGUCUAUCUUCAUCAAGAACAAAAGACACAGGAUAAGGCGAAAACAGUGAGGAACUUGCUACGUCUUCAUACCAACUUGUGCCCCAUUUUUCAGCCUUGUUGUCACGUAGUUGGUCAUAAACUUAUUUAAGCCUUUGAGCCUUUGUUGGCCAGUCAUAAGCAGCCAAUUUGCGUCCUAGUGUAUUAACUCUGAAGGUGCUGUACCAUAAAGUAGACAGAAGAUUAGGGUGGUGGAUUAGCCCCCUGGUGUGGUUCCCCAGGGGGAGGAUAUGAUGGGAACCAGAGCCACUUGCUAGACAAAACACACGCGCGGACAUGCUUGAACAGGCGCCACAAUCGAGAAAAAGCCUGAGAGGUGUCAGCCUUGGCGCGGCGACAUCGGGCGCGCUGCCGCGGGGCGGCGAGCCUCAUGAGUGCGCGCCGCUUGCCUCCGGAGGAUAUGUGGACACCUGGCAGGGGUGGAAGCGCCUGCGGGCCUAUCUUCAAGCGGAAGGCAUAAGCAGGCACAUGCCACGCCUUGGGGAUUUGUUCGCCGGGGUCUGAGGAGUUCAGGGGCCUCGCCGGUCUGCGGGGGUUCAGAGGUGUCGGGCGUUGCCCGUGGGGCGCGGCGCUGCAAGCAAGUGACGCGACUGCACGCAAGCAAGCGGCGCGACUGCAUGAGGCCGCCGCCUCCCACCACUGGGCAGCGUGGGCCACGGGCUUGGGCGAUUGGAGAGCGCGGCGCCAAAGCGGGCGCUUUAACUAAGUUCCAAAGCUCAUGGCGUAACUGCGCGGGCCCAGGACUGGGGGGAGAGGAGAGCGGGACACCAAGGCAGUACUUUGACGCCUUAACUUUCAGAAUUCGCCCCUCACUUUUCAAAAUUCACGCCCUAACCCUCAAAAUUCACGCCCUAACUUUCAAAGCUCACGCCUUGACUUUCAAAGUUCAUGCGCUAACUUUCAAAGUUCACGCCUCUGCCUUCGCAAUUCAUGCCGGGACUUUCAAAGUUCACGCCUUUACGUUCAAACUUCAUAAAAUUCAUGUCCUAACUUUCACAGCUCACGCCUUAACUUUCAAAAUUCAUGCUCUAGCACUCAAAUCAAAGGGGCGACUUUUGCCCGCAGAAAUCGCGGUUUAUGCCGAUGACUACUAGCGGAGGGGAGGGAGCUCUCACAUUUGUGAACUCUUUCAUCUCCUCCGGGGCCGUGAGUGCAAUGACCCUAUUCAAGCUCACACCAUUCUUCCAUUCAUUGGCACUUUUGUUGCCCUCAUUACUCAGCGANUCCCACCACUGGGCAGCGUGGGCCACGGGCUUGGGCGAUUGGAGAGCGCGGCGCCAAAGCGGGCGCUUUAACUAAGUUCCAAAGCUCAUGGCGUAACUGCGCGGGCCCAGGACUGGGGGGAGAGGAGAGCGGGACACCAAGGCAGUACUUUGACGCCUUAACUUUCAGAAUUCGCCCCUCACUUUUCAAAAUUCACGCCCUAACCCUCAAAAUUCACGCCCUAACUUUCAAAGCUCACGCCUUGACUUUCAAAGUUCAUGCGCUAACUUUCAAAGUUCACGCCUCUGCCUUCGCAAUUCAUGCCGGGACUUUCAAAGUUCACGCCUUUACGUUCAAACUUCAUAAAAUUCAUGUCCUAACUUUCACAGCUCACGCCUUAACUUUCAAAAUUCAUGCUCUAGCACUCAAAUCAAAGGGGCGACUUUUGCCCGCAGAAAUCGCGGUUUAUGCCGAUGACUACUAGCGGAGGGGAGGGAGCUCUCACAUUUGUGAACUCUUUCAUCUCCUCCGGGGCCGUGAGUGCAAUGACCCUAUUCAAGCUCACACCAUUCUUCCAUUCAUUGGCACUUUUGUUGCCCUCAUUACUCAGCGAUCACGUUCUCAUUGUGAUCACCGUUCAUUUGUUUUUUUCCCACCCACCGUCCCGUUCAUCAUGGCUCACAGAGGCUCGUAAGUCCCCAGCCACGGCUGCGACUACCCUCAGAGCCAGGACGAGCUCAUUCGCUUUUACUAAUAAUCCAUCGAGCUACGCUCUUCCCUUCUGUAAUCCGUUCUUUUUUUAAAGAAAUCAACCAACUUCAUAGCGCAACUUUUCAUCAGUACGCAAUUUUAUAGCAGUCGUUUACUGUCAAAGUCUCGUCCUGGCGAGUCUCUGCAUGAGUCCUGAGAAUCUUUCUGGCCACUUCAGCCAGGGAGGCGCGCUUAUCAACGCGACAAGUGGUCGAGCUCUGCCUCUGUCACCUGAGUGCGGUGCGUGUGAAUUUGAGAUGGCGUCAUCCUGUCUGUAAUGUGCUCUACGAGCGAUCUCGUCUGAAAGUGAGUUUCAAUGAGGCACUUUAAGAGUCGUAACGCACUGACGUCGUUCUCGCUCAACAGUAUCAACUCAUCCAUCGAACUUCCAAACUCAACGAAUCAGUCACCUCGUUUGUUCCUUUGAAUUGCAACCCUGUCGCUCUUUGUCAUAGCCCGUUUCAGAAUGGGAAACAAAAAAUUGAAGAAUGUAUGCUGGUCAGCAGCAGACUCCGCUGCGCAGAUCCUCACUAGAAUCCGCAGCGACAUCUCCAAUGUGCAUGAUGUCAAACUAGAGCAGAUCAUUGAUGAGAAGAAUUUUCAAUUGUACCUGCAAGGCUAUCCCACCAUCGAGUCCGUUACCUCCGGCCUGGCUCUCCUUGAAGAGCUGGACGCAAAUUCUUGGUGUCCUCCAUCUUCUGAAUUGCAUGAAAAUUUUUUUGAUGUCUCAAACAAUUCCGUUAUCGGCUUUAAAAACAUUGCUCUUAUCAAGAAGCUAAAUACCCUAUUUAUGCCUGAAGAUCCCGAUGUUUGGACGUUAUUUUUACGGGGCGGCACCUGCGUCGGCAAGGUAACUUGCCCGCCCGGUUGGGUGGACAGGAAACCAAAGCUAGACGAUGACGUCUCUAGCAUGUGUGAGCGUUUCUGCUCCAGGCAUGCCAUAGCAAAUAGAGUAAAGCCCGCCUUCAUGGAUGAUAGUGUCCUGCAACUUAUCUGGGAUACUUCCCUCGACGAGGCACGCGAAGGGAUUCUGCAUGGGCCUUUCCCAAUUGACUCUCUGCCAAGCGAAGUCGAGGCACUUGUGCCUCGCUUCGCUAUUUGGCAGAAGAACAAGUACCGUAUGAUAGACGACGCACGAGUCUUUAACAACUCUGCGCAUCUGUCUAAAAGAAUUCCUUUACCGAGCCCACUAGAGGCUCUGGCCACCGCAACUGUUGCGGCCCGCCUGUCUCUUGAUCCAAGCCUGGGCCGAGGCGUUGCCGGCAAAUUCGUAGUUAAUCCUAAGCGCCGCAGAAUCGAGAAGCCCGACGUCGACUCCUGUCCGCCGGCCUCUCUUUCCGGUGACGUUGUCAUUAAUGAUUUCUUCGAAAACUUGAAUUUUCCACCCGAUGAUCUCUUAGGGAUCGACGGCUUUGUCAUAGAUAUCGAGCGCGCAUACAAAAGCGUGGGCAUCGUUGCCACCCAACAGCACGCGAACUAUAUCGCAGUCUUUGACCCUUCUAGUUCAAAAUUCUUCGCGUUUCGCUCCUCAGCGCUUUUGUUUGGUAAUACUCAUAGCGUCGUUGUUUGGGUCAGGGUGUCCCUGUUGAUCGCCGCGGCGAUCCGGGGCCUCUUCCAGAUUCCCGUUGCUGUUUAUAUCGACGACUAUCAUAGUUUUGUUAAGAAACACUUUGGCCCCCGGUGCGCCGCCGCUGUAUGUAGACUCCUUGAUAAGGUUGGGCUUGGCUACCGUGAAGAGAAGAUGGACGUUAGUUCCACCUCUAUCACGUUACUUGGAUUAGUUUUCUCUCUUGUGGGGCAGCCGUCGGUCAAAGUUAGUACCGACCGCGCCGCAGCCUAUCGCGACAUUAUCGAGGGCGUCCUGCGAGAGGAGCGUCUGACGGUUUCGCAGGCCGCUGAACUGUAUGGCAAGCUCUCGUUCGCCUUCUGUGCAGUCUGCGAACGCAGACUGCAUCCUCUCCUUCGCCCUUUGAUGCUGCGCAUGUUCCAACAACACGGUGACGCCACGCUCCACCGUGUUCUUCGGGCGUCGUUGUCGGCAUGUGCCGAGCUGCUUUUUUCGUUACCACCCCGAAAGCUGUUGUCUCUACCUACUCGCUUUCUUAUCUAUUCGGACGCGUCCUGGUCUAAAGGUCGCGGAGUUAUAGCAGCAGUACUGGUAGACUUAGCUAGCGUUAAAAGUGGGCAUGCCUUCAACGGACCUUUUCGGUUCUGGCGCCUUAACGUCGACAAAGGAAUGAUCCACGAACGGACCAACGCCUUUCCAAUCAAUUUUCUAGAAGGUGCUGCCGCGCUUGUAGCAGUCAAGCACUGGGGCCCCCUGCUUGCCGGACACAGAGUUUUUCUCUACGUCGACAACACGGCAGCAGAGGGAACCCUAGUGCGGAUGAACAGCGGCAAAGGGCACUUAGCGGCCCUUUCUUUUUUGUUUUGGGAAUAUGUAUCAAGAAUGUCGAUAGCCCCUAUUUUAGGACGCGUCCCAUCCAACGACAACGUCGCUGACUUACCGACGAAGCCUGGAGAUGUUUUCAAUCUCUGGCGCAAUAGCUUUGAUGUCACCGAGGAAUUUUUGAUUGAAUCUCUGAUCGUCGAAGUGAGGCAGGUGCUGCUUUUGCAGGUCCAGCACUCCGCUGUGUUGUUGUCUUAAUGAGUAAACUUCGUUUCUGAGUCAACUCAUCAAGGACUAUAGGCCCUCUCAAUAACCAUCGCCAUCCUUUUUUAUUCUCUACUUCAUUCCAACCUCGCGCCCCAUUUUUCAAACGUAGCGUCUGUCAGUUAAGAAGUUCAUUUGUCCUUUCUGCAUUUGGUCACUAAGUCAAUCGCCAUAAAUCAGAUUUGAGCCUCUCGGGCUUCUUGUUUCAACUCAGAAAAAGCAUGGCUCUUGUAGGACAAAACGUGCAGGACGCCUUCGCCGUCCUGGCGAACGAGGCGGCAAUCGACCGCCCCGACCAGCACAAGUGCCGUUUUGUGAAAGGAGUCUGCCAGGCUCGCAUGGGCCUCCUCCUCAUUGGAGUCACUGACUCCGACACUCUUGCCAUUGAAAAGCUCAGAGUGGCCGGGUAACUUCCUUUCCUCAUUUUACACAUUUCUGCGUCGCAAUUCCCUUAGUCAUCCUCUCAACAUCCUAGAUUUCAUAGAGCAGUAGCUUCUCUUGUCACUCAUCGCGGCGCGCGUUACUCAGUUCAUUCAUUUACUCUUCCAGGUGCUUGCACGAAGCAAAGAUGCAUAAGGGCAAAGUUCUCGAGACCGUCACCCGUCACGCCGUUAUCACUCUGUUGCUCGACGGGUACGUCGCCGCCGUCCCGGCCGAUGCCGAGAAUCAAGUUUUGGCUGUCCCGGAGAAUAUCCCCGACGACGUUGUUCACCGCGCGGGUCUCCUCGGUACCAACGUUAUGCACCUGUUCACUACUGAGACCGUGAGAAAAGCCUCUGAUGAUAAUCUGAAAGAGGCAGCUGAGGACACCUACUCCCGCAAGAUGGUGCGACUUGCAGGAGCUGGAGUUGUCGGCGGUCGUACCUACGGUGAGCGCGUCGAGGAUUUUUUCUCUCUCGGCGGCUUUCAGGACGCGAUGGAAUUCUGUCUCGAACGGUAGGCCGUACAUGGUUUGUUGAAAACUUGUUAUCUCUCUGUUACUAAGCUUUAUUCGGCGUUCAGCUUUUCUGAAGAACUAACUUCCGUUCUACUCAUUUCAAUUACACUCAUUCACAGUCUGGAAAAUCGUGAAACCAACAAGAGGAUGGUGGCGCAGGCUGAUGAUUUGAAGGCCAAGCUGGAAAAGGCCAACUCGUCUAACCGAAGCUCACCGUACUCGAAGUCGUCGAGCGUGAGCUCUACACCACAGAAGCCGCGAUACUGCUUCGCGUGGCUGAAGCUGGAAAGACCUCGUCCGGCCAAGUGCACCAACGAGGCGUGCCGCUUUCUGCAUGCGGUGCCACCUCGCUCCGAAUGUGAAGAAAUCAAGAAGUAAUCGAAGGGCUUAUCCCAGUGGGACCUUGUGGCCGAAUUCGGCAAUUAACUUCCUUUCACGUAUUAGACGUUUAGUGCUAAGCAAAAACUUUCUUUUUCUCGUGACUGUCAACAAUCAGCCACAUGCUACAUCUCGAUCUUUCCUCUUCAUUACCAAGAAUGUGAAAUUGUUAGUUUGAACUCAAGUUAGAACCAUCAUCAGCUCAUGUCAGUGUCUGCAAUUUGUUUUCGAUUUAAUCAUUCAAAAGUAAUCAGAUAUUUUAACUCACUCAACGACAAACUGGCUGCCAACUAGCUACUUAGAAUUAGCUCACAUCAUUCGAAGCGAAGUCAUGAAUUGUUGUUAAUUAUAUAUCAAGCAACCACUGCACUUCAACCACGUCGUUGCUUUUGUUCGACUAGUCUUCUCGUACUCAUGCACGCCUCGCAGUUCCAAGAAUCAGCAUAGGUGACAGUAAGAACAUGAGUUGGAGCAUGGGCGCAUUGUCAAGUCCCACUGGGCCGUCCUCUCCACAAUUGAGCAUGUCAAUUAGCUCUCCAGUACGUACUGCGUCUUUUAAGAAAUUACACAUGCAAACGAUUAACCACGUGGGGCAAUCGUCUCCUCCCGCCGGUUCUGCGCGGAUGAAUGCUUGGGGCGACGCUCUCACACGAAUUGAGAGCCUUAGAAGCUACACCACAUCAUUCACAGCUCCGCUUUCUCGCGACUUUGCGAAUACUUAACAUAUGAGCAGUCUUGUCACCUGUCAUCUGUCUAUCAAGUUUAGCCUGCAGUUGUUAUCGUUAGUUUUUCUUUUUUCUCUGAUAUGCGCAUCGCCUACAUUGCAAUGUACUAUCUACACAGACGAAAAGAUGGGCUCUCCUCCCCUCACAACAACAAUGGGCCGUAUGCCGCUGUACCCACACCGGCCACUGGAGGCCCGGGCGGCCCAGGCGAAACGCUCAUCUGGGCAAAAUUCGCUGAUGGGUCUUUCCGCAAGUGCCUCGUCAAACACGGCAUCAACGAGGUAGAGGGUGGCUUAGCGUUAGCUCCGCCUUCUUCGUCGAAUGGAAGCUCAUCUUCUUCUUCCUUUUCCAGGUUACCGCGCGUAGUUUCCGGCGCCUUCCGGUCACCGGAAGCUGCGGCCGCCGCCGGGGCGCCGCCUCUGACAGCACCCACCGAUCACAUUGUCGCUUCGUUGACUAACGACAAGCUGUUCUCUCGCUUUCGCGACUUCGUUAAGACGCAGAAGGCCAUGGUCCUUCAUCCUGACAUGGCCACCAAAGACAAGAUAGCGUUGCUCGCGUCCAGAGGUCCCACGUUAGCUCGCAAAACAGUCGCGGCCAACACCAGCUUCGUUAAAGGUGAGUCCAUUCGCACGUGGGAUAGCUACCUCUCUCACUUCCGCCAGUACCUCGAGUACUGCACUAGCAUCUCAGAACGCCCGAUGCCUUUCCACGUUUACAAGGUCGAAGGGUAUCUAGCCCUACAGAAGUGCGCAAGCACCAUGGGCGUGGCACGCGCUGCGCUGCGCAAAGUGGCCAUGUCUCUCAACAUCCCUUGGCCGAUCACCAUAGAUUCCAGCGCUCUCAGCCGGGGACUUCGACGGCUGCAACCUCCAGCGAGGAUCAAAGACCCGAUCAGUCCCGCUUGCCUCAACCGAAUCAUCAACUUGCAGUCCGUCUCAUUGCACAUGAAGUACGCAUUCGCCAUUUCUUGGAUCUGCUUGCUGAGGUGCGGAGAUGAAACAUUGCAACUCCGCCGAAGUGCCGGCAGUCAUGAGGAAGACUCCUCAAAACGAUUAAUCGCCCCCUCUGCAGUCUUCGCUGACGUCCGCCACAAGACGCUGAUCAUCCGCCUUAAGAGUCGCAAGAACCUUCUCGAAGGCGACCUUGUACAUCGGUCAUGCACGUGUGAAGCAGUAGAUCGCGGUGCUCACUCAUCUUCAUCGGCGUCGACCGCCUUGGACCAUCUUCACUGGGCAAUUGAUUUCUGCCCCUUCUGCUGCUUCUACCAAAAAUUCGUGAGGUCUGCGCCAGCAGGAGGACUUCUGUUUCCUCGCUUCUCCUACGCCGACGUUUUGAAGCAGCUGCAGGACGUGACCACCAGGCUAGGUGAAUGCGGCAACUUUGCCACACACUCGUUGAGGAAAGGAGGCUGCGCAGCUGUAGCUGCGUCUGGCGCCAGUUAUGGCCAGGUGCUGGCCGCCGGCCGCUGGAGCUCGAAAGGGCAGGCUUGGCGUAGAUAUGUCAACGAACGCGCGCUGGAGUGCUCGGCACUGCUGCUGGCUGCCAAGGACUCGAAACUUGAUUCAUUAACCGACGACGAAGAAGAUGAUAAUGCAUUGAUUGUCUCAACCGACUAGCUCUUUCGAGCACAGUCCCCUCUUUUUCCCUCCUGGAUGAAACUUUGACUCCCCCCCCCCCUGACAUAGCUACACAUCCUCCCCCCCUCUCCGAACUUCAUCAACCUAUCCGUUUUGCUACACCAUUUGCUACUAAUGAUCCUCUUCACAACACCAGCGCGAGCUUCUCCAUGCUCGCAGCCGGCCCACUACCCUCCCGACAGGUGGUUCUAUGCACACGCGGCGCUGUUUAAGGCUCUGCCUCACGCGAGCCGUCAUUUGUUUGCGGUGUGUACAGGUAAUUGUGACUAGGGGCGUGCUCGCACUUUCUUUUUUGCGCACACUCCCAGUUGGCACGAUAAAGAAGACAGUCGCCCGCGUCGCGCGGCAAAGUCUUCCAAAUGGCGGCUCUUGAUCAUCUAGUUUAGGCUCUCUGCUCGUACCAACGUUCUUUGCCAAGAGAGUCAGUCCUGUUCGAGUCGCCAUAUUUUCACGGGAACAGUGUCGUGCCUCAACUAGUCCCCCACCUUCAUCGUAGCAAGUUAGGCAUCAGCAUAAAGCACACGGCUAAACUUUCAAAGUUCAUGCCUUAACUUCAAAGCCCAUGCCUUAACCUUCAAAAUUCACGCCUUGGCCAUCAAAGAUUACGCCCCAACCUUCAAAAUCCAUGUGCUAACGUUGGCGCAAAAUUCAUGAAAUUCAUGCCCGAACGUUCAAAAUUCAUGCCCUAACUUUCGAGAGUCAUACUGCAACUUUCAAAAUUCAUGUCUUGACUUUCGGAAUUCGUGCCCUAGCUUUCAAAGUUCACGCCCUAAAUUAAAAACGCAUGUUGGCCGAACGUGUUGCAGAAGUCACGCCGUAACUUAAAACUCAUGCCCUAACGAACUUACUUGCAAAGUUCAUGUCCUAACUAACUUCCAGAAUUCUGCCCUAAAUUUCGAAACUCAUGUACUAACGCUCAGGGCUCAUGGCUUAACUUUCGCACUUCAUGGCCUGGCCUUCACAAUUCAUUCGCUGACUCUCAAAGUUCACGCUUUUACUUUCAGAAUUCACGCCCUAACUUUCAAAGUUCACGCCUCAGCUUUCAGAAUUCGCGCCCUAAGUAACUUGCAAAGUUCAUAAGUAUAGCAAAGAGCUGCGUGCUUUUGCGGUGUUGUCUCCGCGUGUCUUGGUCUUCAAAAAUUAAAACUCAAAACUCAAAAUCACAAGCAAAGUUCAAAAUUUGUUGGACCACAAGAGCACAGGCCUCCGCGCCAGGUUCGUUUCUCAGUGGAAACACAGUGCCUGAAUCUUGAUAGCAAGCAAGUCUUGACAUCCCUGCCUGAGACUUAUGAUCUCUGGCUGGUGUAGUCCUUGUUUGGUUCAUUGGGUAAGAAAGAUGGGUCAUACAUCAUCAGCAUAAGCAUGCCAGAAGGGAUCGGGCUGGACAUGCAUCAUACGACUAGGAUCAGCACGGCCGUGCCUAGUCUACGCCUUGAUCAUUAUGAUUAUGCAUUGACUGCGCUUUGGAAGUAGCAUGCAUGAUCAUUGGCAUUCGCGUCCAUGUGAGACCAUCCCGGUGACAGUCGAGCGCGAGGCUUUGCGUGAGCCACUGAGAACAGAACAACACGACAUCCGAGAGGCUUGAACCAUACAUGACCAACGCCCCUCCUCAAUCGAUGCGGGUCGAAGUCCGUCUCACGUGACAGCCUCACUGUGUGUCGAGUCACGGUAGUCACAUCUCUUGUUGAGUGUAUGCGACCUGGCUACGGUAGCUUAGAAACCAAAAUAAACCGAAUAUAUUACGCUAUAGUAAGCUAAAUCGUCCUCAUCUGUUUCAUCAUCAGAGGAAUCACAGUCAUCGUCUGUACUUUGAGUUAUCGGAUUAUCUACGUGAUGUAGUAUAGGUCUACGCUGAGUGGCACUGCGCGUUAGUUUCGAAAGUGGGUCUGCCUUCAUCAAGUUGGUAGGACAGAGCACGAUCUUACUAGCAGCGUCGCGCACUCUUAGGCAACGUAAAGCAUAGUGUCUACUUUUAGGGCGAGCGUCUGUUGCUUUGGCUGUUGUGAUCGCAGACUGGUUGUCUAUCCACAAUACAGCAUUGUCUAGGGAGGGUGGCAAGCCGUUCUGUGUGUGUACCAACUGAGUUGGAAGAGGCUUAUAGAAGUCAGCGAAGUCAUGCAUCUCACUGAGCACUAUCGUGUCAGAAGCUGCAAUAUACUCACUCUCAGCCGUUGAGUAGGCUCUAGCCGUUUGUCUGUUACUCCUCCAUGCUAUGUAUGGGCGUACCUUUGUAGUGCAUUAUAUAUGGAUCCACUUGUGCUUCUCAUUGUGAUGAUGCAGCUGGCGAAACCAGCAUCACUGAAUAUGUUCACUUCUGGCAUAUCUCUGCCGUCUGGUCGAAGUUUCUCAUAUAUUUUGUUGAAUUCUUCCUCCUUUUCUGGUGAGUAUUCUACUCCUUGGUCUUUUGUUGGCACCAGAUAUUUCAGGACUUUCUUGGCUGCUUUGGCCAUUCUUGCUGGCGUGGGUUUACUGACAUGUCUAGCCAACGCUGCCACCGGUGCAGAGAUGUCCGGGCGCGCGGUUACGGCUACCCAUAGUAAGGCACCAACUACCUCACGAAAGGGAUACGCGUCAACUAUCUUGAUCCCGUCUUCAAGAAAAGUUGUUUCGUCAAAAUUGGGCGAGUAAACCGGUUUCCCUCAUUGAGCUUCAUACCUCUUAGCAAUUUUAUCGAUGUACUGCUCCAUGCACAGUCUGAACGACUUAGCUUCGCGGCCAUAGUACACGAUCGCACCGAAGAAGUCGAACUUUACCCAUUCGAGACCCCAGGGGGUUAGAACUGACUCGACUUCAAUCGCACGGCCAGGAGCACGUGCGAAAAUGAGGCCUAGUUCGGUCUUGGGCUCAUCUUGGUCAGGACCUGUAGCAAGAUUGUCAUCUACAUAGACAGACAUCUUCAGGAACUUCCCCGGUGCUUUGCUGCUCGGUUUGUGCCACAAUCCAGGCGCAGAAGUACACGGCUCCCAACCAAGACUGGCUAGAGUCUCGUGGUACUUCUUGAACCAUGCUCGUGGUGCAUCCUUCAAGCCGUAUAGAGCUUUCUUGAGCUUCGCGAUCUCGUAUCCAUGCUGCUUCGCCCAGAUGGGUGGAAGACGGCAGUAGACAUCUCGAUCGAGUUCGGCAUUGAGGAGCGCUGAAUCUAAAUCGAACGGGAUCACAUAGCCCCCUUCUGACGCAGCAGAAGUGAGGAGCAGCCUUACCUAUUAGCAGCAUGUGAUACCACGGGAGCAAAGGUGUUUAGCUCUCCUGAACGAUCUAAAUUACCGAGUAAGCAGGCUCUUGCCUUGUAUUUUCCGCGUCUCUUUCUUGUUAAUAUGAUGGCAAUUGGUAGAGCCCGCCACGCGGUUGCUAGCUGCUCGUCAGUAGCUUCUUCCCACGUUUUAGAGGCUAGUAGUCUCGCAUGCUCAACGUCAAUGACUUCCUUCCACUUUUCAGCUUCAGGACUCCCUAAUGCAUUGGCAGCGGACAGCAUCGCGUGUGAUUCGACGAUUUCCUCAUCUUCGUCUAUCUCACACGUGCCACCGCUAGCACUUGCGAACAGCGCCGGACUCUUUCUGAGUUCUUCCAUCUGUUUCUUUGUUCUACGAAUCCUUCCUCCAGCCUUAUCCUUGGCUCCUUUCGGUCGGCCACGCUUCUUGUCGUGUGUAUGGCGUUCGCCUGCCACAACGCGCGCGGGAGGUAGCGCUUUCGAUCUAGUCGGACGAGGUGGGUCAGAGACUCGACCCUUCGCCUCAGCUUUCCCCUCCUCAAGUGGAACACCUUUAGGAGAGUCAGCCACGUCGGAUUCAGCCUUCUUGUCUAAGGUUUCAGCGUGUAGUUCUUCGGGAAUGCCGGUCGGUCCACCUGAGGCGCGCUCCGUGCCAGAGAACCCCGAUUGCUGGCCCAGCCUUUGCACUGGCUGCCCAAUCAAGGGGGAGCCCAGCGACGACGCCCCACGCUGCAAGUUUUCCAGUUCAUCGCGCUCAUAAUAAAAGCCCUUUUUAUCUGGCGUUAGCCAGUCUAUGUCCUUUAUUAGAUAGCCCUCUCUGAACUUGACAUCUAGGGUAGAGUAUUCCGCCCAUCGAUGUCCAAGCUUGCAACGAUCGCCAUGAGCGAAAGUCGCAACCAACCAACCAGACGACUUCGGACCGACAGAGUCCAAGGAAGACGCCACGGCGAUACUUGGCCGAGAGCUUGGGUUCAGGAGUGUUGGCUUGGAUUUGUUCACGAAAGUAAACAAGACAACCAAAUCGGCGGAGCAUGCCGAUCUUGCUUUUGGAAGAAUUUCCACCAGUUCUUUCUUCUAGAGUCUCUAUUGGACUCCUUCCGUCGUGUUCUGGCAUUUUAGCGUAAUUAUGCGGAAGACGAUCCCAGCAGUCACCAGCCCACUCAACGCAGUAACACCAAAGACGUCGAUCAGCCUUAACCUUCGGUAGCAUUGUUCUCACGCUGCCAAACAAGGUCCGCGUAAAACGUUCAACAGUCCCACUCGUUUCCGGAUUAUAAGGAAAAGCCGGACUGUCUGAGACCCGCAGCGAUUGCGUGAGUUUGGUCAUGUCAUCACUGCCGGGGACUGGUUCUCCAUCCCUCCGGAUGAACCGUACUGCCUUGUCAUCUAGCGAUAAGGAGUAGUCCUGUCGAAUGCUUUUUAUGACUUGUUCCAUUUCCUCCACACAGUCACUUUUGAGCUUCAGCGGUCGACAAAGCGCCCUCUUAAUUGCGUCACAUAUGACAACUAGAACACAUCGCAUAGGUGUCACUGAAACAGGUUUUAUUCCUACAGCAAAGUCUAUUGCGAGUAGUUUGAGGGGUUCGGGUUUGUAUGUGGUCACGUCUCUAGAUUUUGCGUGGGGUUUUCGUUGUCCUUUAUGUGGGUCACAUUCGGGGUAGACCAUCUAUGUGAAAGUGUCCACAUCUUCUGUGUAGUUCUAAUCUCGUAAGAUAGCAACUAGAGACACCUUCUUCAAUGGAUGCACAAGUGAAACCAUUUUCAUGCUUGUUUUCAAAGAAACUACAUGCGAGUGCGGGUAGCUGCAAGCGUGGGUGGGCUCUGAUGGGUAGCAUCUGGCCGGUGUCCGUGUGGACGAUACAGCCACCAGUCAGUGCCUUUGGGAUUGAACUCCCACCCUAAUUGUGAGCAGUUUCCGUCUCCUAACCAUGGCAAUGCGCGAUCUAUGUUUCCAGGUAGAGGAUCAUAGUAAGCUCCGUUCUUUAGUCCAAGUAUGUUGUUCUUGAGUUUUCCGAUUCUUCCGUCUUUAGUGCCUGCGCUACCUGUUAUUCUGCAAAUGUUGUUACCAAUUUCGUCGAAAUCUUCUCUGUGUCGUGAAAGAUAUUUGCUUGCGCAGCUCUCAACUAGAGUUGCGUCGUCUGAUGUUCUAGUAUUCAGUGUGUGUGAAGCUAUAUCCAUCUGCAUUGUAGCUAUCAGCAUGAUUAACAACGUUUGUCAUUAUUUCAUCUUCUUCGAAAUUCAGCGAACACUUCCCAGCUUCGUACGGUUCCGUCGCUCAGCUUUGCUUGUGCGAGUUCAUGACGUUGAGCAUCUCCGCAACCUGCGACAUGUGGAUCGUGCCACUUUGAUUACCCUUUCCACCUUUGCCUCUAGAACUACUAGAUGAGGCUCCGGUAGUCCAUCUUCCUUGUCCCAGUUGCAGGGCUUGUGUGUUAUGCCAGCACUCGGAGGACUUGCGUCCAACCUUGUGGCAGCAAGCACAGCGGGGUGGAUAGGUAUUCUCACUUCCUUUUCCUUUAUCUUUCUUCGGCUUUUGUCCGCCGUUCUUUCCUCCUUUGGGUUGGUACCCGUAGGAGUUGUAGACCUCGGCGAUUGCCUUCUUCUUUUCUUUCUGCUUGAAACGCUUGAGGGCGUUAGCGGAAGUGAAGGCCUUACCAUCUGCCUUAUUGGCCUCUACCUCGUCAUCGUCCUCAUUCUUAUCAUCACGAGGACGCUUGUUCGAGGUUUCCUGAACAUUGGCCGGAAACGCUUUCCCGAAGGAAUCGCUCUCAACUUUGUAGGUUCCCUCCUCGAUCAACGUUGUGAGACGUUUCUCAAGUCGGUCUCCAAUUUGGUCAAAUGUCAGGCCGUCUUCUUCUUGCAUCUGCUCGGUAGUCGCCUUGAAGUUCUUGCAGAACAACUCGGGCAACUUCUGCGGGAUCGCUCCGUUCUGUUGAUCAGCUUCGGGCAGAUCUGCACCCGGCGGAAAGACGGUGGGCGAUUGGUUCAUGAUGUCGCGGAUCUUUGAGAGGAACUCCUUGACAUCAGCAGGCUGGUCGCUGUUGUGGAACUUCGUCAGUCCCUCCGACAACGGCUUGACCUUCAUGCGCUGCUCCUGGCGAUUGUUCGCAUUGAAGUUCCCUUGAUCACGAAGUAGAGCAACAACUUCACCAGCAUCCAUUUCGUCCACCGCGCCAUCAUUAUUCCGAUUGUCGACGAACGACUUGGCCGCACCUUUCAGACUUCGCGCGAUUGCGUCUUUCAGGUUGCGCCACUUCUGGCGGAUCGCGUCUUCGCGACUGGUGUUACCUUGUGGCACACCAUGCGGAACGGCCGGCACGUUGACUACAUUCGUGUAGUUCUCAAGUAAGCCUAAGCGACUAGCUUCUUGACGCACGGCUCGCUGCCACUCGCGCCAGUCGGAUUUCUGUCCCAACUUCUUGAGGAUCUCCCUGGCCUCGCAGGACAUUUUGAUGGAUUUGUUUAUUUUACUACACUACUUCCAAGCUUUAUUGAUACUUUUGCCGCUCAAGGGUUAGACCAGUGCUGGACCACAAGAGCACAGGCCUCCGCGCCAGGUUCGUUUCUCAGUGGAGACACAAUGUCUGAAUCUUGAUAGCAAGCAAGUCUGUCUUGACAUCCCUGCCUGAGACUUAUGGUCUCUGGCUGGUGUAGUCCCUGUUUGGUUCAUUGGGUAAGAUGAGUCAUACAUCACCAACAUAAGCAUGCCAGAAGGGAUCGGGCUGAACAUGCAUCAUACGACUAGGAUCAGCACGGCCGUGCCUAGUCUACGCAUUGAUCAUUAUGAUUAUGCAUUGAUUGUGCUUUGGAAGUAGCAUUCAUGAUCAUUGGCAUUCGCGUCCGUGUGAGAUCAUCCCGGUGACAGUCGAGCACGAGGCUUGGCGUGAGCCACUGAGAACAGAACGACACGACAUCCGAGAGGCUUGAACCAUACAUGACCAACAAAAUUCGAAGCAUACAAUUUAAAACUUAAACUCUAAAUCAAAAAUCAAAUCCAAGGCGAAACUUCACAAGUAAAGAGAUUAGUUCGGCAUAGACAUCGAUAAUAUUAAUAUUAAUUAGCUCUUCUUUUUGCUAGGUGUGUGUGUAAUAAAGGAGCGCUCAUGCUGUAGGAAGUGAGGAGUCUAAGUCUGGAAGUGGAUGAUCUGAGGGAAAGAACGUGACACAUUGAUUGUUCGUACUCGAUGUUGUAGGGGAAUCUUUCGCGUGAGACCAUUUCGUCACGGUUAGUGUCUCUGCAUUAAUCUCAUUAGAACCGAUUCACAUUAAGAAAAUACUGACUAUCAAGAAGAUACUGACUGUAGGAGAUACAACUUAUUAGACCAUACUAGAAAGGGUAAACUACUACUAUUGUAUAUGAUUUUGAGGCCAUUUUCAGGGUAAAAAACUACUUCUACCAAUACUACUAAUAUUACUAGAAAUUAUAAGAAUAACCAUACAACAAGCAAGAAGAUGCCAGUACUCGCGUUGCCCGUUCACUAGAUACGAGCCAGUAGAUUAGUUAUUUAACUGCUUCUAGAUAUAAUACGACGAGAAAGAUGUUGAGAAUGAAAAUGGCAAACGCGAAGAUGUGUGCGUCUUGGGCACACAUCUUUUGCAACCUGUUGAAGAUGGCCGUCGCAUCGUGGAGCUUCAUCCACCUUGGGGGUGUACUUCAGGGCGUGCACGCAGCUGGGCAACUAUUUCAUGUCACAGCGACAUCUUCAACAUCUACAAGCAGUGCCAAGAGUCUUCAAGUAGAAAAUGCGGCUGGUUUUUUCGACAAGGAGACCUACAGUCGUGGGAGUAAAGAUUCAUCUCCUAUGUCGCCAGACCCUAAAAGUGCCUUGACAGGCACCGGGCGCGUCGUUUGGGAAGGCAUCUUCACAUCCGAUGAGGACAUGCUGUCCAACGUGGGAGCUGUCCUUUCUCCUCCGGGAACGGGAAGAAUGGUGUCUCAGAGAAACGCAGAGGCUAUUCGAGAAGCGAUGAAGAAAGGCAGUCAGGAAGUGGAAAGGCCUCAAACAUGUGGUGAAUUUGAAACGAACAUCGAAAAGGUUCCUGGUCCAAGCUCUGGACCCCUUACACCACGACCACGAGCCAGACGCUCAGAAGAUGAAGUAGAACCCUUGCGAGUGGGUGAGUCGACCCAGCAACAAGAAUUUCGGCCGGGUUUUCUUCGUGUGCAAGGUCACCUCCAUGGUGAGACAGCACGCUCAUCCUCUCAGCAGCAAGAACUACAGACACAAACAAGUCGUGCUGUACGGUCACGCCUGUCAACUCCUGGCCUAGCAGCUGUGCCAACUCGUAAAGAAAAAAGUCGCCCUCUCCUGUCCUUUGCCGAACUCCGUCCUCAGAUGUCACUGCUUGUUGGUCCUAAGGAUUGCCCUGCAGACGCACACGCAGAGAACCAAGGAAACGGACAUGAGGAUCUUCAUGAAGAUGGACCACAAGGCCACGCCCUCCAGCAAGAUGUUCAUGAUCUUCAAGAUCAUGCUGGACAAGUAGGACACGGAGGCCUUCAUGUCCAACAAGAUGGUCUACAAGAUUUUGAGACAGUACGUCGCCGGGGGGCUGCUUUGUUUUGCGAUGAUAUGAAACGGCGUUUGGGUCUGGAAGGUCCAGUCCCUGAUCAGGGUCCUGCUCAUCUACCAGGCAAUCCGCAGCGUGCGAUCUUUGCGAGUGACGGAAAAAAUUCGCAUCCUGAUGGUAAGCGAAUGACGUUUGAAGACGCGGUCGCCCUUUCCGGUCAACCGGUUUUCUACGGUCAGCAGUCUUCACCUUUUGCCUCAUCUGGAUCUAGGCCAUGUGCAUCAAGCCCAUUUUCGUCAGCUCCUCCACUACCAUUUGCGUUUGGGUCUAGUCCAUUUGUAUUGACUCCGUUCUCCUCGUCCAGUUCCACUGCUGCCAUUGCAGGAGCUGCCGUAUACGGUCCGACGGAUGCUUCCUUGAGUACAUUGAUGUCUCUCGCAGACCAACAGCAAAAACGUUUUGAAGAAGAACUUCGCUCCUGCAUGUUAGGUCAAGACCAAGCGCCUUACCCUAGUCAAGCACAUGGGGAUCGAUCUUCGAGCAGUUCGAGCGCGCCUUCUAGGAGCCAAGGUCCUCCUGCCGAGCAGGUGGCCUUCGGCUCGGCUGCUCUCUUUGUAGGUCAGGAGAAGCAAAUACGCUGUGAGGAUGAACCUUUCUUGACAACUUUCCUGGGAGGGUAAGUGGUUUUUAAUCAAAUGUAGUGGUGGGCUCUUGAAGCUAGUGGAGACAUUAGGGGAUGUGUU
Molecule: messenger RNA, 21207 nt
Organism: Amoebophrya sp. A25
Lineage: Eukaryota; Dinophyceae; Syndiniales; Amoebophryaceae
Source: the annotation of a GenBank genome assembly